AAUUGCCGAACGAUGUGGAGCAUCGUCUGUGGCUGUCUCCUUACCGCCUUUGCUUGCGUUUGGACGGCGGUGCAUCCAGAUAUGAGGGGGCUCUCUCAUGAUAUCUGGCCGCCGAAAUCGCGCAUUGGCUUGAUGAUGCUUUCACUGGUUUUACCGGAGGCCAUUCUGGCGACUGCAUGGUACCAAUUCUUGGUGUCUUGGAGAAUUUUCAAAAAAUAUGAGAUGAUCAAAGGGUGGACCUUGACGCAUUCAUACUUUGUCGUCAUGCGUGGUUUCUUAAUUAGGAAGACCGGGAAUACUAGAGAGGCCGCAAUAACAAAGAAGGAAAUUCUUGAUAGAAGCAAAGGCAAUGCAUUUUCGAAAUUUAUCAUUGUCCUUCCACUACUAUGGUUUAUCACUCAAUAUGUCGGACGAUGGGCAAGCCAUUUGUACAGCUCGCAACUCGAGACAAUGUCGUUGGCUCUUUUUGUUUACGUGUUGUGGUGGCAUAAACCCGUUAACAUUCAAUUCCCA
This is a messenger RNA of Cantharellus anzutake, 513 nucleotides long. RefSeq lists its product as uncharacterized. The transcript is spliced from 3 exons. The annotation marks the transcript as partial. The record is from RefSeq and is a predicted model, not a curated record. Lineage: Eukaryota; Fungi; Basidiomycota; Agaricomycetes; Cantharellales; Hydnaceae.